Ectocarpus siliculosus is the source of this 3502-nucleotide messenger RNA. The record is from the annotation of a GenBank genome assembly. Lineage: Eukaryota; Phaeophyceae; Ectocarpales; Ectocarpaceae.
AUGGCCGAUUCGCUCAACUCCGAGAGGUUCCUCGUCCGCCUCAAGCGGCUUCACACGCAAUGGAACAAGGCGGCGAGCCUUCCGAUGUGGGGCGGCGCCUCAGCCCUGUGCAUCAUGUCGGGCGCUCAGAACGAGGACGACACGUACAAGAAGUCCAUCGCGCUGCAGCUGCACCUCAUGGCGUGGGAGCUGCCCGACACGGUCAUGAUCUUGGCGAAGGACGGCACUCUGUACGUGCUCGGCACCCCUAAGAAGUGCGCCUUUCUGGAGAAAGCCUCGGAGGAAGCCAAGGACGGAAUGAAGGUUGUGCUGCUGCCGCGCAACAAGGCCGACGCGAACGCGGAGAACCACAAGAAGCUCGUACAAGCCGUCAAGAGGGGAGCGAGCGGCGGAGGGCCGGUCAUCAUGGGCAGCCUGCUCAAGGAGUCGUUCGAGGGGCCUAUGUGCUCCGGCUGGAUCGCGGCGGCACAGGCCGCGGGGAUAGAGUCGGUGGAGGUGAGCUCGGCCCUCGGCCUGCUGCUCUCCGUCAAGGACGCGACGGAGGUGGAGAUGGUCAAGAGGGCCGCCAUUCUUACCAACAAGGUGCUCAAGUACGGGUUCAUCAAGAAGAUGCAGGAGGUCAUUGAAGAGGAGGAGACGACAACACACGAGAAGCUGGCGCAGGAGGUGCAGGACAUCAUCGAAGACCCUUCCAAGAUCAAGCUCAACGUCGCGAGAGAUCUGGUGGAGUCGUGCUACUUCCCCAUCGUACAGAGCGGUGGGCACUACCAGCUCAAGGCUUCCGCCCAAAGCGACGAGAGUAAUCUGAGCUACGACGUCAUCCUCUGCUCCAUGGGCGCCCGGUACAAGAGCUACUGCGCGAACGUGUCCCGCUCGUUCUUCAUCAACCCGCCGAAGAAGGUCCAGAACACGUACCGCACUCUCUUGUCGCUGUACCACAAGUGCCUGGACAACCUUAGGCCGGGGGAGCCGGUGAAGGGGGUCGUCGAGAAGGCGCACCGAUACCUCCAGGACAAGUCCCCACACCUCGAAAAGUCCAUCACUAAGACGCUCGGGUUUUCCUUGGGCCUGGACUACAGGGAGUCGGCCAUGGUGAUCAGCGCUAAGAACUCAACCAAAAUGAAAGACGGCAUGGUGUUCAACCUGAGCGUGGGCCUUCAGGACGUGCCUUUAUCGACGGCUGAUAAGAAGGGUGGCUCGUCCUACCAGAUGGAAACCUUCUCCGUCAUAAUCGCAGACACCGUGGUGGUAAGGGAGACCGGGGCGGAGGUCCUAACCAAGCAGUCGAAGGAGUGGAAGGACAUCUGCUACAACCUCAAGGGGGACGACGGGGGCAGCGACGAAAACGAAGACGACGACGAUGAUGACGAGGACGGGGAGGAUGGGGAAGGCGGCGGCAGGAGGAAGAAGAAGGGCGACGGAGGGGACGGUGGGGACGACGGGAGGCUGCCCGGGAGGGCCAAGGAGAGGGCGGCGGCGCUGGAACGGCGCGCGAGGGGCGAGGACGGGUCCGGCGACGAGGGGGGCGAGGAGGUGGACGAGCUCGCCGCCUACAAGGACCCCGCAGACUACCCCCGGCGCGUGCAGCCGAACCAGCUGUUCGUGGACAUGGAGAAGGAGGUGGUGUUCGCGCCCAUCAACGGACAGCCGGUGCCCCUGUCGAUCCACACGAUCAAGAACGUCACCCAGCCCGACCCCGACAACCACUGCCACUACCUGCGGAUCAACUUCUUCACCUCGGGGGCGUCCCUCGGCAAGGAAGCUUCCCGGACGAUGGCCAAGGAUCCGGCGACGUUCGUGAAGGAGCUCAUCUACCGCAGCUUGGAGCGGCAGAACCUUGACAAGGUCUACCGCCAGAUCCAGGAGCUGAGGAAGCGCCUGCGCACUCGCGAGCAGAAAGCGGUGGAAGAGGCGGACCUGGUGACGCAGGCCAAGCUCAUCCGGAGCAAGGACCAGCGUGUGCCGCGGCUGCAGGACCUGACGAUGCGGCCAACGCUGGCCGGCAAGACCGUGGGGUCCUUGGAGGCGCACUCGAACGGCCUGCGCUUCACGUCCCAGAAGCACGCGCCGCUGGACUUCCUAUACGCCAACAUCAAGCACGCCUUCUACCAGCCGUGCAACGGGGUGAUCGACACCAAGGUCAUCUUGCACUUUAGCCUUAAGCACCCCAUCAUGGUGGGCAAGAAGGCGCACAAGGAGAUUCAGGUGUCGACGGAGGCGAUCGACGCAACGGUUAACCUCGACGGCGUGAAGCGGUCCAACUACGACCCGGACGAGAUGAUGGAAGAGCAGCGCGAGAGGGGAAUGCGCAAGCGCCGCAACAACGCCUUCAAAGACUUCGCCUCCAAGGUCACGAAGGCCGCGAGCAGGGACGGCCAGAGCUUGGAGUUCGACAUCCCCUUCGACCAGCUCGGCUUCGGGGGGAAGCCCUUCAAGGAGGCGCGUACCAAUACACUAAUGGGAUUCAUCCAGCCGACGACGUACGCGCUGAUCAACGUGACGGACUUCCCGUUCUUCGUUGUGCCGCUCAACGAGAUCGAGCACGUGCACUUCGAGCGUGUCUUCUCCAGCUCCAAGACGUGCGACAUGAAGAUCAUCAUGAAGGAGAACAUGUUGGAGAACGGUGGCGAGCCGAAGACGAUCGACAUGAUUGACCAGAACAAGUAUCUGAACAAGAUCAUGCAGUGGCUGGAGGAGUGCGAGAUCACGUACACGCAGACCGCGAAGCCGUGGAACUGGAAGGCCAUGAUGGCAGAUAUCAGGGGUGACAACCGCUUCUACCUCGACACUUACGAAGAUGGAGAGAGAAAGCCCGCAGGAUGGGCCCGUCUUCGAGAGGAGGACUCCGAGGACGAGGACGAGGAGAACGACGGGGAGAGCGACUUCACUGCGGACAGCUCCGAGGAGGAGAGCAGCGACGACGACGACAGCGACGACUCGGAGGACGAGGAGUCUGAGGACGACAGCGACGAAGAGGGAGACGACGACCUGGAGGAGGAGGGGCUCGACUGGGACGAGCUCGAGAAGCGGGCCCGGCGCGACGACACCAACAAGAGGGACUGGGAAGGGGAUCAGCCCGCGCCCAAGCCCGCAGCGAAGAGGCGACGACGCUGAGCAACACUGAGCAACAGGGUCAAGAGAGGGAGAUUUAGGUGUACGUAGGACCACCGCAGUGUGUUUCCAGGAGUAAAGCCGGUACCAUAUCGUCGUGCCGUGACAAGGGUUGUGCGUGUGCGUUUUUUUGGAGGCGGAGAGAUGGGAGAGACCCCCCCCCCCCCCAGCAUGCAUGCAUGGUCUGCAGCUAGCUCAUGUUGGUGGGGAUCCAUCGGUGGCAUUAAAGCCAAAGGGGUGGGAAAGGUAUCCGCUGGGCCGGCGGGAGAAGGCGACACGGGCGCUGCGGAGAAGAGGCGAGCAUUCCCUCGGCGUGCCGCGAGUUUUAACCCCCCGCCGAGGGUGCUCAUUGGCCGCUGAACUCGAUCGGUGUACAUGUCCAUCCCAACCC